AUGUACAUAAAACAAAUAAAAUUAAAAGGUUUCCGAACAUAUAAAAAUGAAACUGUCAUCGAGUUUACGAAAGGAAUUAACUGCAUAGUUGGAUUUAAUGGAUCGGGGAAAAGCAACAUUUUAAUGGCAAUUGAGUUUAUAUUAAGUGAUAUGUCAGAAUAUAAACAAGUUUUUUUACACGAAGGUAUAGGUAAUGCAGUUAGAAAUUGCUAUGUUGAAAUAACUUUUGACAACUCUGAAAAAUAUUUUAGCAUGUUUAAAGAAAAUGAAAUUAAGAUAAAAAAAGUUUUAGAAAAUAUGAAAUGUGAAAUAUAUGUUAAUGAUAAGAAUAUAAGUAAAAGUCAAUAUGUAGAAUUGUUAGAAAGUUGCGGUUUGUGUGUUAAUAAUUUAUACAAUAUAAUUAAACAGGGGCAGAUAAUUAAAUUAAGUAAUAUGAAAGAGGAAGAAAUAUUAAAUUAUUUAAAAAGUAUAUUAGGUGCCAAAAUAUUUGAAGAAAAAAAAAAAGAUGGUUUAUCUAUGCUAAGAGAAUGUGAUGCUAAAAAAGAAACAAUUCAAAAAGAAUUUAAUGAAAUGAAUACAAAAUUAGAAACUUUGCAAGAAGAGUUUCAAAAGUUUUUAGAAUAUAAAAAACUCGAAAAAGAAAAAGUACAUCUAGAAUACUUUUUAAACGAAAUUAAUUAUAAAAAUAUUUAUGAGGAAACACAAAUAUUAAAAUCGAAAUUACAAGAAUUAAAAAAUAAAACACAAGAUGAAGACAAUGCUCUAAAUUUAAGUAACACUUCGAAAUCAGAGUAUACAGAAAAACUAAAUAAAAUGAAAUUAGAAAUUGUUACAAUUCAAAACGAAUUCGAUAGAACAAUAUCAGAGGAAAUACAAAACAAAAGAAAUAUUAUACAGUUAGAAAUUUUAAUAGAUGAAAAGAAAAAAGAAAAAUCUUUGAAAGAAUCGAAAAAUAAAAAUCAAAUUGAAAAUAUAAAUCAAAUUAAUGAAUUUAUUUUAAGAGUUAACGAAAAGUUACGGGGCCUCAAAGAUGUUAUUACCCUAAAAGAAAAAGAAAUUGAAAAUAAAAACAACGAAAUAAACAUGUUGUUAUCGAAAAACAUGCCAAAAAAUUCGAAUGAUGCUAAUUAUUCUCAUAACGUUAAACAAAUUGAGAAAAUGAUAAAUGAUGUUAAUACGGAGUUAUCUGGUUUAGAAAAAGAGAUAAUGAAAAAUGAAAAUUAUUUGAAAGAAUUAAAAGAGGAAUCAAAAAAAUUGAGCAAAGACGUUAAGGAAAACGAGCAUUUAUCUGAAAAAUAUAUAACCGAGAUAAAUGAACUUAACAAGAAAUCAGAAAAUUGUGUUGAAGAAAAAAGGAAAUUCCAACGGAAAAUAUCAGAAGGAACAUCAAAUUUAAAUAAUAUAAAAAGUCAGCUGAUUGAAGUAAAUGAUAAAUACGAAGAAAUUGUAAAAAGUUCAAAUAAAGAAAUUGUUAAAAUGGUGGAUAUAAUUUUAAAAGAAUCAAAUAUAAACAAGGAAAGCAUUUUAGGAUUUUUGAUAGACAACAUUAAUGUCGACAAAAAUUACAUAAAAGCUGUUGACACAAUCUUAGAAAGCCAUUAUUUUACUUUAAUUGUUGAAGAUAUGAAAACAGCCAAACAUAUAGUAGAAUUUAUAGAAAAAAAACGCGAAGAAAAAACAAAUAAAGAAUUUAAUUUUAGAGAUUUUUUUUUUGGAAAAUUAACUAUAGUACCAUUAUUAAAUGUAAAAAAAUAUAAUGAUUUUACUUAUCCAAACGAUAAAAAUAUUAUUCCCCUAAUUAACUGUGUAAGUUAUAAUAGUAAAAUAUAUGAAUUUUUGAAAACCAUUUUAUUUAAAACUAUUAUUGUGAAAUCUUUGGAAUCAUGUCAAAACUAUUUAGAGGAUAAUUACAACUGUGUCAAUAUCGACGGAGAUUACCUAAGCAAACACGGCUUUGUAUAUGGUGGAUACAAUAAAAAAAAGUAUGGAGUGUAUACAGUUUAUAAUAAGUUAAAAGAAUUGCGAGAAGAAGAAAAAAAAGAAAAAACAAAUAUUGAUAAUUUUUCUAAUAAUAUUGAACAACUAGAUGAAGAGUUAAGAAUUAUUUAUGACCAAAAAUCAACUUUGUUGGGUCAAAAAAAUGGAUGUUUAACAUCACUUAAUUCAAUCACAAAUAGUAUACACAUAAAUGAUGAUAACAUUCGAAAAGCCAAUGAAAAAAUUAAAAGUUUACAAGAAAAAAAAGAAAGCAUUGAGGAUUAUAAAAACCAAUUGAAAAUGCAAAUAUUACAAUUGCGAAAUCAUAGUUUAAAUCCAGAUGAAUCAAAGAAAGGAGAAAACGAUAUUACUUCUAUAAAUGAUGAGGUGAAAAAAUUAAAAGAAGAUCUUAAUAAAGUUAGAAAUGAAUAUGACGAUUUUAAAAAUAAAUUGGAGUUGUUAUAUCAGAAGAGAAAUGAGAACGAUUCAAACAUAUACAUGAAGGACUAUGAAGAUAUCGAGAAAGAGAAGAAAUACUAUGAAGAAAAAAUAAAACAAAUAAAUAAAGAGAUGGAAAUUGUGAAAUCCAACAUUGAUAAAAUUUUAAUAAAUGAAAAAAAACAUAAAAAAAAAAUAUUAGACUUAUGCCACCAGAUGAACCAAACAAACGAAGAGCUUAGAAUUUUAGAGGGAAAAGAAGAAAAUAUCAGAAAAAAAAAAAUUAUAUUGCCUCAAGGAAUAAAAAAUUUGGAAGACUAUCAAAGUUAUGAUAAACACCAACUAUCUUCGAAGCUUAAAUCAAUUACACUCGAAUUAAAACAAUAUUCAAACAUAAACGAAAAAGCAGGAGAUAGAUUGAAUAUAUUAAUGAGCGAUUUUAAUGAAUUAAAAAAAAGAAGCGAAGAAAUAAACACGUCUUAUAAAAAUAUUAAAGAUAUGAUACAACAUAUUGGGAAAAAAAAAGAUGAAGCCCUUGAAGCUACAUACAUAAAAAUAAAUAAAUAUUUUUCUGAAUAUUUUUCAUUACUUUUUAAAAAUAGAAAAGCUAGUUUGAUGUUAAAGCGAAUGGGCGAAAAAGAGUACAAAGAAAGGUUAAAUGAAAUGAAUCAAAAAAAAAGAAUAAGGAAAAAAUAUAUAGAUGAUGAAGCAUAUAUAGACAAAAUAACGGGAAUAUCCAUAAAUAUAACCUCAAAUGAGGACGAGAAAAUGAAUUAUACAAUUCAAGAAUUGUCAGGAGGAGAAAGAAGUAUUGUAGCUAUUUGCCUAUUCUUAUGUUUAAACAAAAUCGAUAACUUUUCUUUUUUCUUUUUUGAUGAAAUCGAUGCUGCCCUUGAUACAGUUCACAGGGAUAACCUCUCAAUACUGCUAAAAGAGCUAGCUAAUAAGGGGACACAAUUUAUUAUUACAACGUUUAGGAAAGAGCUAUUGGAAUACUGUGAAAAUAUGUACAUUGUUAAAAUCGUAGACAGGGAAAGUUACAUAACAAAAGGAACGAAAAAGGAGGCUUACGAAAUCAUUAGUAUUGAAGAAAAAAAUGCCAUAGAAAAUUAG
Plasmodium berghei ANKA is the source of this 3528-nucleotide messenger RNA. RefSeq names its product structural maintenance of chromosomes protein 3, putative. The transcript is spliced from 21 exons. Gene Ontology annotation, molecular function: ATP binding; ATP hydrolysis activity; protein binding. Gene Ontology annotation, biological process: mitotic sister chromatid cohesion. Gene Ontology annotation, cellular component: chromosome. The record is from RefSeq and is a predicted model, not a curated record. NCBI's taxonomy places the organism in Eukaryota, Apicomplexa, Aconoidasida, Haemosporida, Plasmodiidae. Bases 1 to 3528 code for a protein of 1175 amino acids.